UCAAGCGAGAUGACUCAUGCGAGAGAGAGCGCAUUAGCGAGCUAACUAGCGCAAGUAAGCAAAAGCUACGUUCGCUUAUAGGCAACAAACGGUGGUCUAGACUAUUUGCUGGAACCAUCAGUAUUGAUGGCACAACCUCCUACACUACUACUCACUACCUUAAAGGGAAACAUCAAGGUCACACAAUGAACAAACCUGCCAUAGCGCCUCCUGUGUUUGUUUUCCAAAAAGAUAAAGCUCAGAAGCGAUCUGCAGAGAGCUCGAGUGCAGAGGAUGGAGAAGAUUCAGAUAAAGAUGAAAGAAGCUAUUGCCCUCCUGUGAAAAGGGAAAGGACCUCAUCGUUCCCACCCCCACAUUCUGUUCCCAAGAACAAUGUAUUCAUGCCCCCAAGUUUCUGCCAAUCACCAACAGGGAACUCUGACUCUGAGCCAGAGGAGAAGCCGGUGGCAUUCCGUUUAAAGCCACCCACUCUCAUACAUGGACAGGCACCAAGUUCAGGUGUUCCAAGUCAGAAACCCAAGGAGCAGCAACGCAGUGUCCUCCGCCCUGCAGUUCUCCAGGCACCGCCUUCUAAAGCUCAUAUAGAGUCCAAUUCCAGUUGUGGAACCAAUGGUGUGAAGAAGUCAUCAGAUGGGGUACCCGCUACCCAGUCCCUCUUCCUGAACAACACAGAGCACUCAGCCACAUUGGCCAAGACACUGAAACAUGAAAAUAAGGAAGAUGGAGCAAGUGGUAACAGAGAUGGAGGCGGGAGAGAGAAGGAGACAGAUGUAGCGAUAUCUUUUGUGUUUGGUCAGAAUAUCAAAGACAGAGCAAAGUUGGAUGAGAACAGUACAGAAGAUAGGUCAAAGGAUAGUGUGCCACUGGAGCCUCAAUCAGAGGGCACCAAUUAUUUCUUACAGUACAUCUCCACCCCAAGUUCAAAAAAUGCUACAAACAGUACAGACAGUGGGGCAAAAUUUAUUUUCGGGCAGAACAUGUCGGAACGAGUUCUGAGUCCACCCAAAGGAGAAGCCUCAAAUGAGGAAAAUAAAGAGGCUUCAGUUGUCUCUGUUUCAGAGCCCUCGUCACAGGAAACCACCCCAGAAAAGGUGAACAAUGUGUCUGAAUCUUUGGAGGAGUCUGCAGCAGCAUACACCAAAGCCACAGCCAAGAAGUGCAUCUUAGAGAAGGUUGAUGUCAAAACUGGAGAAGAAUCAGAAAGCAAUGUUUUACAGAUGCAAUGCAAGUUAUAUGUUUUUGAGAAGACUGUUCAGUCGUGGAUAGAGAGAGGUCGAGGUUUGCUGAGGCUCAACGACAUGGCAUCAACAGAUGAUGGGACACUACAGUCACGUCUAGUGAUGAGGACCCAGGGCAGCCUCCGAUUGAUCCUGAACACCAAACUUUGGCCCCAGAUGCAAGUGGAUAAGGCCAGUGAGAAGAGUGUACGAAUCACUGCCAUGGACACAGAGGACCAAGGGGUCAAGGUCUUCCUAAUAUCGGGUAGUUCUAAAGACAUAGGUCAGCUGGCUGCAGCAUUACACCACCGUAUCUUAGCCCUGAAGAGCCGGGUGGAGCAGGAGCCUGAGGCCCCAGCAACAUCCAUCUCCGAGGCUGAGGUGCCGCAGUCCAAUGAGGAUGACAGUGACGAGGAAGACAAUGCCUCCACCUCUGCUUCAGCCUCCACUCCUGCUACAAGUAACUCGGAGGGAGGAGACAGUCAGGCGGCAGGAAGCACAUAGCGUCAAUCUUGGACAGCCUACUAAGAUGCUGCUGUUGAAGCAUUUUGCUGUAGGCAUCUCCAUGGACACCCCUUGACCAACCUGGGUCCUCCAGACCAGUACUUUUGGAUAUUAGAAGUCUAGCUCCAGGAAAUAACCCCCUGUGCCGGAGUGUCUCGCCCAACUCGUGCAGUUCAUCUUCUCUGCAUUCAGCGUAAUAUCUGGAGUCUUUCUUCCUCCCUCCCUCUCCUGUUUUGCAUUUUAUUUUUGUUUUUGAGUAUUUUUCCUCCCCCGAUAGCAAAAAUAAAGACUUCAAAGCUUUGGUUUGGGACUUUUCUGCUCAUCAUAUUGAUGAGUGUAUGGGUGUUUUCCUCUACAUUUUAAUGUAUGGCACAUGUUAAGACUGCAGUUUCUACUUUGGGACCUUUUUACUCACUCUACAGCUGUACCUCUGGACGCCACAUCCAGAGGAGCUUCAUUCACAGUGUAUUUGCCUAGUCAUCCAAUCAGUUGUUCCAACAUGGAGUCCAAACCUCCCAUCCCAGCCAGUCUCUGUGUUACGUUUGGCAAAUCUAAUUUAUUUUGGGCCAUCACUGUCAUGAGACAUCAACACAUAUGUGCUGUUUGUAAUGGCUAGCCAAGUCUAUCCAAAUUGUCAUUAAUAUCAGUUACGUUUCCUAUUGAAUUAUAUUAUAUUGAAUAAAAGACUCGGCUUCUGCUAAUGAGUUAGUAAUGCAAGGGCAAAAGGACUUACCUCAAAUUUUCUCUAAAUUAAUAAGAUGUUAAGUCAUUCUUUACCUUGUGGGUUUUUGAUUCCCCCUGAUCAAGAGAAUUGACUGUCUACAUUCUACAUAUAACUGCUACUUCUGGUUUUACCUGCAGCAUCAGAAGGGAUUGUGUUGAUGCAUAUUUUUACUUUGAAAAUAAACAAUUUGUCCAUUCGCAUUUUGGGAACAUGUUGGAAAGACGACAACACUCAAAUUUUCCAAUCCUGAAAUUAACUGUAAUACCCCUUGAAACUUCAUGUACAUUUGAAUAAAAUCAUUUAGUAGCGCACCGUGUUUUCUCAUCUCCAACUGCCCCCUUUACAAAAUAAAACAUUUUGGAACGACUUGAUUUUUUUUCCUUCUAAAAUUUGAUUAU
Molecule: messenger RNA, 2843 nt
Organism: Monopterus albus (swamp eel)
Lineage: Eukaryota; Metazoa; Chordata; Actinopteri; Synbranchiformes; Synbranchidae
Gene: ranbp3b
Product: RAN binding protein 3b
Exons: 18
Coding region: 186-1721 (511 amino acids)
Biological process (GO): protein export from nucleus
Source: RefSeq, a predicted model, not a curated record